Messenger RNA from Myotis brandtii (Brandt's bat), 2221 nucleotides. RefSeq names its product synapsin II (gene SYN2). The coding region runs from base 17 to 1444 and encodes 475 amino acids. Lineage: Eukaryota; Metazoa; Chordata; Mammalia; Chiroptera; Vespertilionidae. The transcript is spliced from 13 exons. Gene Ontology annotation, molecular function: ATP binding. Gene Ontology annotation, cellular component: synaptic vesicle membrane; synaptic vesicle. Gene Ontology annotation, biological process: neurotransmitter secretion. The record is from RefSeq and is a predicted model, not a curated record.
GGUUUGGACAAAGAUAAUGGCGGUGGAGAUGGAGAGAGGUGGAAUAAUACAAGAAAUAUUUAACAGGGCCAAGUGCUUUCGGGGCAAAAAAGUCCUUGGAGAUUAUGAUAUCAAAGUGGAACAGGCAGAAUUUUCAGAGCUCAACCUGGUGGCCCAUGCAGAUGGGACCUGUGCUGUGGAUAUGCAGGUACUCCGGAAUGGCACAAAGGUUGUCCGGUCCUUCCGGCCAGAUUUUGUGCUCAUCCGGCAGCAUGCAUUUGGCAUGGCGGAGAAUGAGGACUUCCGCCACCUGAUCAUUGGCAUGCAGUAUGCAGGCCUCCCCAGCAUCAACUCACUUGAAUCCAUUUACAACUUCUGUGACAAGCCAUGGGUGUUUGCCCAGCUGGUGGCCAUCUACAAGACAUUGGGAGGAGAAAAGUUCCCACUAAUUGAGCAGACAUACUACCCCAACCACAAAGAGAUGCUGACAUUGCCCACAUUCCCUGUGGUGGUGAAGAUUGGCCAUGCUCACUCAGGCAUGGGCAAGGUCAAAGUGGAAAACCACUACGACUUCCAGGACAUUGCUAGCGUGGUAGCCCUCACCCAGACCUACGCCACAGCAGAGCCUUUCAUUGACGCCAAGUAUGACAUCCGGGUCCAGAAGAUAGGCAACAAUUACAAGGCUUACAUGAGGACAUCGAUCUCAGGAAACUGGAAGACAAACACUGGCUCUGCAAUGCUGGAACAGAUCGCCAUGUCAGACAGGUACAAGCUGUGGGUAGAUACCUGCUCUGAGAUGUUUGGUGGCCUGGACAUCUGUGCUGUCAAAGCUGUGCAUGGCAAAGAUGGGAGAGACUACAUUUUUGAGGUCAUGGACUGCAGUAUGCCGCUAAUUGGGGAAUACCAGGUGGAGGACAAACAACUCAUCACCGAACUAGUCAUCAGCAAGAUGAACCAGCUGCUGUCUAGGACCCCUGUCCUGUCUCCUCAGAGACCCUUAACCACCCAGCAGCCACAGAGUGGAACACUUAAGGAUCCGGACUCAAGCAAGACCCCACCUCAGCGGCCAGCCCCCCAAGGGGGCCCUGGGCAACCCCAAGGAAUGCAACCCCCAGGCAAGGUGCUGCCUCCACGCCGACUCCCCCGUGGACCAUCAGUGCCACCUUCCUCCUCUUCCUCCUCCUCCUCUUCUUCCUCCUUCUCGGCUCCUCAGCUGCCGGGCGGCCCCACCACCCACGGAGAUGCACCCUCCAGCAGCAGCUCCCUGGCAGAGGCCCAGCCACCCCCGGCUGCUCCACCACAGAAGCCCCAGCCUCACCCACAGCUCAACAAGUCGCAGUCCCUGACAAAUGCCUUCAGCUUCUCUGAGUCCUCCUUCUUCCGGUCUUCAGCCAAUGAGGAUGAAGCCAAAGCAGAGACCAUCAGGAGCUUGAGGAAGUCCUUUGCCAGCCUCUUUUCAGAUUAGCUCUUCAGACACACGUGGGCACCUGGCCUAACCGGGAAAGGCAUCUGAGACAUUUGCCAACAACAGUCAGCCACGUUUGGUAGUGAUGUCCCAUGACCUUGACUUGUGUGGCCCCUUCCUCUGCUCCAUUGUGCUAAGUGAUGUGCAGCUCAGAAAGGAUCCUGUGACGGUCUCAGGGCAGGUGCCUAAUCAGCAAAGGGCACCUGACAUCAGAGAGAAUAGAGCUGCUUUUCUGUAGUUGUGAGAACAUUCUCUGAGGUCAUCGUUUGGUGUGAGUUUAGUGGCCUUAUUGUGACAGCGCCAUCAUGUCUUAUUCUUCUUUGUGAAACCAGGAUUCCCUUCAUUGAGGACUCCUGGUAGCUUAACCUAACUCAGAUGCAGUGCUAAGCAUGCCCCCCUUUCUUUAGUCAGUGCUGACUAUGUGGGGAAUAUAUACUUAACCCAAAAUAUUCUUGGUGUUAGGAACUUACCUGGAUCCCUUGUCAGACACACCUGAUUAGCUGUUGAAAACACACCUGCCCAGCACAUGAGAUUCCUUGACUGCUGUCAUAGUGAAGCACCUUUAGUCUACUGAUACUGGAGAGAACAAGGAUCUGCAGUUCUCUCCUUUCCCUCUCUGGAGUGCAGUUCUUUUGUGUGUGCUGCAGUGGUCUUGAGCUCCGAAGCUGCACUGUGGAGAAUGCAUGACACUGUAACAGCAGUAUACCAAGUUUUGUGUUCAUCUCAAAAUAAAUGUUAAGACAUUUGGUGUAAUAAAAGCAGCAGCAUUAACCAGCA